GUUUGGCCAUUUUGGAUUGAGGAGAAUCACAAUUUUCUUUGAUUGAAUUUUGAGUGGGGUAAUUAUUUGUCAUUUAGCUAAUGACAAAAUUAAUCACAUCUUUGUUUUAAAUAUACACCUCACGCACCAUUAGCAAAGAAGAGAAGGAGAUAUCACCAAUUUGUUUUAAGUUUUGGCCAUUACAUUUUUACCUAUACUCUCAUGAGCUUCUUUUGAAGAAAAUGAAGGAAGAAGAACAGGUUCCUAUCAUCAAGAAGACCAUGGCACUCAAAAUUGAUGACCAUCCGGAGAGCGAAGGAGAAAGUGAUGAGGAGCUUGCCAUGUUUAAGAGAUACAAGAAGUUUAUGAAAUGGAACAAGGGAGAAUCCUCAAAAAGAUUUCCAUCAAAGAAAGGUAAACCUAAUCAAAUAACUUGCUAUGAAUCUGGAAAUGUAGGUCAUAUCAAACUGGAGUGCCCAAAGCUCAAAAAGAAGGAAGAGCUUAAAAAGGGGAAGAAGAAGGCACUAAAAGUCACUUGGGACGAUUUAAACUCCGACGAAAGUGAUAGUGACCAAAGCCAAGAAGAGAACGCAAAUGCUUGCUUCACGGCCUCCAAUGAUGAAGAAGAGGUGAAAAAUACCACUUGGGUUGUGGAUAGUGGAUGUUCAAGGCACAUGACCGGAACAAGAGGAUGGUUCACAAAUCUCAAGGAGAGAAGUCAUGGACAUGUAACCCUUAGAGACAAAUCCCGGAAGAAAGUCAUUGGUAAAGACCCUUCCAUUACUGCUGUUGUUGCCAGCAAAACCUUCGGAUUCAACACACAAAACCUUUCCGAGUGGUUCCACCUAGAGCGUCAAGGAGUCUCCUCUUAUUGCAAAAAGGGGUGGAUUUCCGACUCACAAGACUUCAACGCGGAUUUUUUCCUACGUGUUCUCAACAAUAUUGCUCUUGACCAUGUCUUUGAGGACCAGGACUAUUUCCUUCGUCGGCCCAACGUCCAAGACUUGACCGCAAAUCGUUUCAUUCUUCUUAAAAUCCUCAAGGAAAAUGUCAUCCCCGUCCUUAACAAAAAUAAACAAGUUGGGAUUUAUGAGUGUACUCUUCUUUACCUCCUCCUCACUCACAAGAAAAACAAUCCUCAAAUCGGUGUCUCAUGCUUCCUCGGCCUCUCUCUUGCAUCGUCACUCCCAAAUGGCCUCCACUUCCAAAAAUCCUUUCAAGUAGUUCAAGAAAUUCAUCCUCAAGACCGUGGUGGCUCCGAUGAGGAAACUUCAGGAAAGCCUCGAUGACCUCUCGGAUCGGAUGAAGAAGAUGGAGGACCGUGAGAAUCGCCAAAAGCAAAAUGAGGAUCGUGCUUCUAGACGUCGUCGCUAAGUGUUGGGCAUUUGACAAAAUGAUCAAACAUUCUCUUAUUUAUGUUUUCAAAACAAUUAUUUUGUUUUAUGUUUCAAAAAUCCUUAUCAUGUCUUAUGUUUAAAACUCGUAUUUAUGCACUUUUAUGAUUGAAAAUCCCUUUGUUUUGAUUGCUUAUGGUUUGAUGAUGUUUGUGGUUCACUUGAAUGCCUAUGUGUUGAAACUCAUGUUUUUGGUACCCCGCCUUUUUGAAUGUUUCCAAAAGGGGGAGAAAUAUUAGGCUUUCAUAUGCAUACAUUUAGGGGGAGUUUUUGUCAAAAUAUCACAUGCAUCAACUUAGGGGAGUUUUUAAAAUCAAUAUAUGCUUUUCACGAUA
Messenger RNA from Cuscuta campestris, 1708 nucleotides. NCBI's taxonomy places the organism in Eukaryota, Viridiplantae, Streptophyta, Magnoliopsida, Solanales, Convolvulaceae. The record is from the annotation of a GenBank genome assembly.